Messenger RNA from Babjeviella inositovora NRRL Y-12698, 1722 nucleotides. RefSeq lists its product as uncharacterized. The record is from RefSeq and is a predicted model, not a curated record. NCBI's taxonomy places the organism in Eukaryota, Fungi, Ascomycota, Pichiomycetes, Serinales. The transcript is spliced from 3 exons. Gene Ontology annotation, molecular function: amino acid transmembrane transporter activity. Gene Ontology annotation, biological process: amino acid transmembrane transport. The coding region runs from base 1 to 1722 and encodes 573 amino acids. Gene Ontology annotation, cellular component: membrane.
AUGCAAAAAAAAAAGAUCCUGUAUGCAUGUGCGGGUGAAAGAAUCGGCAUGCGUCAGGAAUUAACUGGUUGGGCUAAGUUCAAAGACGGCUUCAAGAGGCAAGAGUCUGACGAAAUCAUCGGUGAGGGAUUGACAGAUGCGCAGAAGGCAGCCAUCAGAACAGCCAAAUCGCCAUUGCAAAGGACCUUGAAGACUAGACAUUUGCUCAUGAUCGCCAUGGGUGGUGGGAUAGGUACAGGGUUGUUUGUUGGCUCUGGUAAGGUUUUACGCACUGGCGGCCCCGCUGGUAUUUUGAUUGGUUACAUCAUUAUGGGCGCUGUUUUGAUCUGUACCAUUUUCUCUUUGGCGGAGCUUGCUGUCGCCUUUCCUGUUGCCGGUUCUUUCACCACCUACGCUACCAGAUUCAUCGAUCCAGCCUGGGGAUUUGCUAUUGGCUGGAACUGUUGCAUUCAGUGGUUGAUCAUCUUGCCGUUGGAAUUAGUCACUGCGUCUAUGGUCAUCCAAUACUGGAACACGUCCAUUAACCCUGAUGCCUGGAUUGCCAUUUUCUACUGUGUCAUUUUAUUUAUCAACUUCUUUGGAGCCAGAGGCUACGCCGAGGGUGAGUUCUUCUUCUCUUCCAUUAAAGUUUUGACCAUUGUUGGCUUCUGUAUUUUCGGAGUCAUUUACAAUUGCGGUGGUAUCAAGAACACCGAAUACAUCGGUGGUCUAUACUGGAGCGAACCGGGUGCUUUCAACAGUUCCGGUGGGUUCAAGGGCAUCUGUUCCGUAUUUGUUACCGCUAGUUUCUCGUUCGGAGGCUCUGAGAUUAUCGGUUUAACCGCUAGUGAGUCAUUGACCCCAAGAAAGUCAUUCCCUAAGGCCAUCAAGCAGAUUUUCUGGAGAAUCAUGAUCUUUUACAUUUCGGCUUUGACCGUUGUCGGGUUGUGUGUCCCAUACACCUCUGAUGAACUAUUGGGUUCUACAGGCAGUGCUACCCAGGCCUCUCCUUUCGUCAUUGCCGUUCAGUUGGCUGGGAUCAAGGGCUUGCCUUCGGUCGUUAAUUCUGUUAUUCUACUCUCUGUCAUGUCUGUGGGUAACACCUCUGUUUACGGUUGUUCUAGAUUCAUGUCUGCCAUGGCAGAACAGGGUAACGCCCCGAAGCUCUUCGGAUACAUCGACAAGUCCGGCAGACCAUUGGUGGCUAUUGCCUUGAACUUUUUAUUCGGAUUGUUGGCCUUUGUGGCUGCCAGUAACAAGCAGGAGGACAUCUUCAACUGGUUGUUGUCAUUGUCUGGUCUCUGCACCAUUUUCGCAUGGGUCACCAUCUGUUGGUCUCACAUAAGAUUUAGAAGUGGUCUUUCCGCCCACGGCCAAUCUACCAAGUAUCUUUCGUUUGUUUCCGCCACUGGUGUCUUGGGCUCUUACUUCACCAUUGUUGUCAGUAUCUUGGUUCUCAUGGCUCAGUUCUGGGUCGGUUUAUACCCUGUUGGUGAGCACACUCCAAACGCGACUGUCUUCUUCCAAUCUUACUUAGGCUUUUUUGUCUUCUUUGGCUUCUACUUUGGGUACAAAAUUUGGAAGAAGGAUGUCAUACUGUUUAUUAGAGCUGCUGAUAUGGAUAUCUUCACCGGCCGUAAGGAGAUAGACUAUGAUCUCUUGCAACAAGAGUUGGCCGAAGAAAGGACUGAGUUCAAGGCUAUGCCUUUCCACAAGAAGGUUUUCAAGUUCUGGUGCAACUAA